AUGAGCUCCGACGCCGUUGGCUCCGGAACGCCGCCGCGCUCGGCGCGCGUACAGACGCCCCCCGCUCCUCGCUACGGAUUUCAUGACAGCUGGGAGCCUUACGCACCUCGCAAGUCGGCGAGGAUCUCAUCUCAGCGCGCCUCCAACCGCACUCCCUCACCAUCUCCACCUCGACACCGCCGUCAACCAGCAUCCCCAGGCACGGCAAAGAGACCCAUCGGCCGAAGCAACGUGGCCACAAUCUCACCAGCUCUGUCGCCGCGGAAGAAGUCGCAGCCUGCGAUCGACCCAUCACGAACGAUUUCGGGCUCCCUGACCGCCGAAGGAACAGCCAACGCUGCAGCUGCCCUCGGACUGGAUAGCGCCAAAGCUGCACAGGCGGCCCCAACGGCUUCCAUCUCUCGUGCCACCGGCAUGCUGCCCACUCCAUCCAAAACUCCGCAAAAGCGGCCGAAUGAGAAGACGGCGGCGACGAUUCAGUCCUUUGCCCGCAAUCUCUUUACAUCCGACGAAGAGGCCAUCGUCCCUGCUCCCCGACGACGUCGUGCCCAGAUGGACGCGGCAGCCACCGGAGAGUGUUUCACAUCCGGCGUCGUCGGCAACCCGAUCGAGAUUUUCACAGACUCUCAGGACCGCAUCCCGGAGAAGGAUAAGAGCGAAGAAAACCCUUUCUUCAACGUUGCAGCCGAUGCCGAGCCGGUCAAACGAAAGGGCAAGCGCAGGAUGGUCGUCAUUCCAGGCGAAGGAGCUCAGUCGGUGGACAAGGCCUCCCGCCGCGAGGACGGAAUGAUUUACGUAUUUCGUGGCAAGAAAUUCUUCCGCAAGUUCUCCGAGUGCGAGGAGGCUCAGGCGGAGGGAGAGCUGGACACUUCUCGAAUUGGUGUCGAACCUGAACUCACCCGACCCCUCACUCGCUCGUCCGUUAGGCCUCGGCUGUUGUUCCCGGCAAGGAAGCCGGACGAAACCAACGACGAUGAGGAGGCGGUGACGGACGUCGAGGACGACUACAUGUCGGAUGCAGCAGCUGCCAACCCUCAGACACCCAAGAAGACGGAUUCAACACCUGCCAAGACUCCGGAGGCACCUCGAUAUGCUCCAGUCUCCCCGCCAGACACUAGGCGGACAACGCGCUCGACCAACAAGCUGGCCAACGCCGGGACUCCGAUGAAGGCGUCCGAGCGGCGAAGCCCAUUCGACGCUUGGCCGCGAACCAAGGGGGAGCACAAGACCUCGUCAACACCCAAGCGACCCGGCGACGGUCUCGCCGCAGCCGCCCCGAAGCGGACCCGUGCGUAG
Drechmeria coniospora is the source of this 1296-nucleotide messenger RNA. RefSeq lists its product as uncharacterized. The record is from RefSeq and is a predicted model, not a curated record. NCBI's taxonomy places the organism in Eukaryota, Fungi, Ascomycota, Sordariomycetes, Hypocreales, Ophiocordycipitaceae. The transcript is spliced from 2 exons. The coding region runs from base 1 to 1296 and encodes 431 amino acids.